Messenger RNA from Alternaria burnsii, 456 nucleotides. RefSeq lists its product as uncharacterized. Lineage: Eukaryota; Fungi; Ascomycota; Dothideomycetes; Pleosporales; Pleosporaceae. The transcript has 2 exons. The coding region runs from base 1 to 456 and encodes 151 amino acids. The record is from RefSeq and is a predicted model, not a curated record.
AUGUCUUCUCUCUUCGCUCUUACACUAGUAAUGACCCAUUCCAGUUGGACCACCUACGCAGCCGUAAUGCCACACGCCGCACGGCGAGACUCUACCGCUGUGCAAUCUGUCCAAUCACACGGCAUGUCUACAGAAGCACUUCUGACGCUUGUCGGUGUUUGCGUAGCUGUUUUCGGCACAGCGCUCACUCUAGUCCUAUCAUGGCCUAGCCUAGAGGUGAGGUGGGGGCUGUGCACAUCUCGACGGCCUCAUUCACGCCAGCGUUCUCGUUCACUCUCUACAACUGGUUCUGCGAUCGCCCUGGUCGACGUUCACGAAACGCUUGCUACCCCUGCCCAUCCAGCUGAACCUUGGACCCAUAGCUCCAACGGCGAUGAAAUACCACGACCGCAACGCGUUCAGUCGUGCUACACCGAGCACCAACAUGCACUGAUGCGACGCGCGCACACGUCCUAA